AUGCUACGCUGGAGAGCGUAUAAAUGCUGGUACAUGAGGGUGAGGAUGAACCGGCCGUCUGGAAUUGGAUCGAGCAAGACGUUCGUUCUACUCUGGUCUCACCUCGCCCUCCCUCCCGCUCUCAUGACUCGGUUGUGCUAUUUGCUCUCGGCGGCGUUGGCCUGUCUUGGCACCGUUGCAGCUCAGGAACCGACGGCCCAGGUCCUCAACGGCACGUACCGCGGUCGUCACCUGUCUGAAUGGGACCAAGAUGCCUUCCUCGGCGUGCCUUUUGCCCAGCCUCCCGUUGGUCAGUUGAGAUACCGGUGGCCCAAGAGCCUCAACUCUUCCUUCGACGGCGUGCGGGACGCCACUGAGCAAGGGUACAGCUGUAUGCAGUUCAGGGGAAACUUCAACAUGUCCGAGGACUGCUUGACUCUGAAUGUUGUCCGUCCAGCUGGCAAAUUCGAUAAGCCGCUGCCCGUUCUUGUUUGGAUCUUCGGCGGUGGUCUAUACACCGGCUCUGUCGCCGACCCGCAGUACAACCUCUCGGGCAUCGUCAAAGUCAGCCAAGACAUGGGCCAGCCCAUCAUCAGCGUGGCCAUGAACUACCGUCUCAACAUGUACGGGUUCCUGCAGACCCAGCAGAUCCUCGCCGAGGGGUCGAGCAACGCCGGCCUGCUCGACCAGCGGCUGGCCCUCCGGUGGAUCCAGGAGAACAUCGCGGCCUUUGGCGGAGACCCGGACCGCGUGACCAUCUGGGGCGAGAGCGCGGGGGCGCAGAGCAUCGCCUACCACCUCUUCAGCUACGACGGCCGCGACGACGGGCUCUACCGCGCCGCCAUCCUCGAGAGCGGCGGCCCGACGGGCGCCCAGGUCCAGAACCUGGCCUACUACAACGCGCCCGUCGAGAACCUGACGCGCACCGUCGGCUGCUGGACCGCCAAGGACCAGCUGGCCUGCCUCCGCGGCCUCAGCCAGGCGGACCUCUUCGCCGGCAACCCGAGCCAGGUCUGGAACCCGCUGAUCGACGGGGACUUUUUGACGGGCUACCCGAGCCAGCUGAUCCGCGACGGCAAGUUCGUCAGGGUGCCGCUGCUCACCGGCGCCAACAGCGACGAGGGCAUCAACUUCAACCCGAGCAGCCCGCGGCCCAACACCGAGGCCGACCUCUUCAACGGCUUCUCCUACUGGCGCUCCUACGCGCUCUCGCCGCCGACCAUCCGCCGCCUCUUCGAGCUGUACCCGGACGACCCCUGCACCCAGCCGCCGGUGUCCAUCACCAACUGCUCCGUCUUUCCGGACAAGGGCCUGCAGUGGCGGCGCGGCGCCUCCAUCGGCGGCGACCUCGUCAUGAUCUCGGGCCGGCGCAAGAUGUGCGAGCUCUACGCGCGGCCGGACGUCGCCCAGCCCGUCUACAGCUACCGCUUCGACCAGCUGCUCUGGAACCGGACGGAGCUCGAGGGCGUGCGGCACUUUGACAACGUCGCCUUCAGCUUCCAGAACAUCUCGGGCCUGCUGGGGCCGUCGCCGCAGUACGACGACCACGCGCGCCUCGCCCGGGCCAUCGGCCAGGCCUACGUCCGGUUCGUCUACGAGCUGGACCCCAACUCGCAAGCCGGCGGCGGUGGCGGCGGUGGCGGCAACGGCACACUUUACACGAAUGGCACGGGGCUGUUGCCGUACUGGCCCGAGUACGACGUGACUGCGCCCAAGAACAUGGUCCUGAAGGCGUCCAAGAGCUUUGUCGAGGACGACACCUGGCGGAAGGAGGGGAUAGACUUCAUCAACACGUACGAGGUGGCGAGGGAGCUUCUUGCAUGA
Molecule: messenger RNA, 1803 nt
Organism: Colletotrichum higginsianum IMI 349063
Lineage: Eukaryota; Fungi; Ascomycota; Sordariomycetes; Glomerellales; Glomerellaceae
Product: Carboxylic ester hydrolase
Exons: 2
Coding region: 1-1803 (600 amino acids)
Source: RefSeq, a predicted model, not a curated record